AACACAGGUCUUCUUCGCCCUCAACCUCCUCUUCAACGCCAUCAUGUGGGGCCUCUUCACGCGCGCCCUGACCCUCGCCUCCUCGACCGUCCGCGUCAGCAUCAUCAACACCUCGGCGAACUUCAUGCUCACGGCCGUGCUCGGCGCGCUCAUCUUCUCCGAGUUGCUGCCGGGGGUGUGGUGGAUCGGCGCGGCGAUGCUGGUCGCGGGCAGCGUGAUUAUCGGGAGCAGGGAGGAGGCGAAGAAGACGGGGGAUGCGGGGACCGGGGGCGCGGAGCCGCUGCUCGCGGGCCAGGAGGGGUUUAGGGACGAGGAGGAGGCGGAUAAGAGCGAUGAGGAGGGGGAGGAUCAGAGUGAUUUGGAGCUGGAGACUGUCAAGGAUGAUGGGGAGGAGGUGGAUGGGGUGUUGAGGUAGGUUGGGGUGGACGGUUGUAGAUGGUGUGCAGGGGUGGUGUAAAUAUAUACUAGGCUUUGUAAAGUGCUUCGGUGAUGUGUUAUUCGUGUGUCUUGGUUCUGUGGGUUAGAAGCUCGGGCGAUGAUGGUUGUGCUACUAAUUCGUGAUUUUGGGUUGACAGACUUUAAGAGAACGAUCGCGGAACUAGACUUGAAACCCACGGCCAUAAGGCCGCGUUUAUAGUCGACUGUGCACCCAUGAUAGUCACUCACCGAAGCAGCUCCAACAGUAGUGAAGAAGGGUAG
Messenger RNA from Mytilinidion resinicola, 699 nucleotides. RefSeq lists its product as uncharacterized. NCBI's taxonomy places the organism in Eukaryota, Fungi, Ascomycota, Dothideomycetes, Mytilinidiales, Mytilinidiaceae. The transcript has a single exon. The coding region runs from base 44 to 415 and encodes 123 amino acids. The record is from RefSeq and is a predicted model, not a curated record.